Molecule: messenger RNA, 1074 nt
Organism: Adineta steineri
Lineage: Eukaryota; Metazoa; Rotifera; Eurotatoria; Adinetida; Adinetidae
Source: the annotation of a GenBank genome assembly
AUGUCAUCUGAAUCAUCAGACAAACAAAAAUUAGAUGAUGGAACAAUAUUCGGUAUUGGAAAUCCAUUACUUGAUAUUAUUGCUGAAGUACCAACAUCAUUUCUUGAAGGAUACAAUUUAAAAGCUAAUGAUGCUAUUUUAGCUGGUGAACAACAUAAAGAUAUGUACGAAAAAUUACUUCAUGAUUAUCCAAAUCAUCAUUUUGUUGCUGGUGGUUCAACACAAAAUACUAUGCGAGCUGCAACUUGGAUGCUUCAACAACCCAAAUCUUGUGUUUACAUGGGUUGUGUAGGUCAAGAUAAAUAUCAACAAAUAUUACACGAUGCAGCUACAAAAGCAGGUCUAACAUUAUCUUAUCAAGUUGAUUCUAAAACAGAAACUGGUACAUGUGCUGUUUUGAUUACUGGAAAUGAUCGAUCAUUAGUAGCAAAUUUAGGUGCUGCAAAUUGUUUUACAAUUGAUCAUUUAGAUGAACCAAAAAAUAAAGAAUAUAUUGAAAAAUCAAAAAUAAUUUAUACAGCUGGAUUUUUUUAUACAGUAUGUCCUGAUGCUGCAAUGCGUUUAUGUGAACAAGCUGAUAAAAAUCAACAAUUAUUUUGUACUAAUUUAUCCGCACCUUUUAUUUGUGAAUUUUUUGGUGAUAGAUUAAUGAAAACGAUGUCUUAUGUUGAUUUUUUAUUUGGUAACGAAACUGAAGCAAGAUGUUUUGCUAAACACCAAUUAAAAAUUGAUACUGAAGAUGUUAAAGAAAUAGCAAAAGCAUUAAGUGAUCUUCCAAAAAAAAAUGCUCAACGUCCACGUGUUGUUGUGAUAACUCAAGGUGCUGAUCCAACUGUACUUGCUAUAGCUGGAAAAGAUAUUGAAGAAUUUCAAGUUAAAAAACCAUCAAGUAUUGUUGAUACAAAUGGUGCUGGAGAUUCGUUUGUUGGCGGUUUUCUUGCAUAUUUGGCUCUGGGUAAAACUUAUGCUGAAGCUAUUCAAGCUGGUGCUUAUUGUGCAUAUGAAUGUAUUCAACAAUCAAGUUGUACUUAUCCAGAAAAACCAAAUUUUGAUCCAAAAACAUUUUUGGCUUAA